AUGACUACUACUUCACGAAUUGUGACAACUACAACAUCUACUGUAGCAAAAACUACAACAUCUACUAAAGCAAAAACCACAACAACUACUAGAGCAAAAACCACAACAACUACUAGAGCAAAAAACACAACAUCUACUACAGAAAAAACCACAACGGUGGCCGCCCCUACAACCAAAACUACAACUACGAGUACUGAAAUGACAACUACUGCAGAUCUCACUGAGUAUGACAUCUCAUUUAUCGACUGCUUAAAUGAAGAUACAACAACUGCUUCAACUACCUCCCUAACAACUUACACGACUUCUGCGACAGAAACUCCAACGAGUACUGCAGCUUCUUCAACUGCCAGCAGUUCUUUAAAAACCACAGAGACAAAAACUCUAUCAACUACAAAAACUCUAACAACUACAAAAACUCUAACAACUACAAAAACUUCAACAACCACAAGUACUGUAUUCAAGAGUAGUAGUACGACAAGCACUAUAACUGAAUCAAAACCAGACGCAAAUGUGAGUACUACAAUGCUGAUUUCAACAACUUUUCCAGAAGCGAAAACUCAAACACCAUCGCUCAAAAUAUCGUCAACUAAAAUUUUUAAUGCGUCCAGCGCUACCACCAGUCAAGCAGCAUCAACUCCAAAAACGACUAGUAAAUCUUCAGCGUCCCUCUUAGAUACGACGCAGACAUCAAGUGCAGAAGAAACAACCAACGCACUUUUACCUUCCUCAACGUUGGCUACACUUACUACGCCGACAACUUUUUUUCAAGUUACGAGUGCAAAUAGACCAACAAUAUCAACGCAGGUUCCAAAAGAAACUACAAAAAAGCAAUAUUUAACCACCAAAUUAAUAACUACGAACGCAAAGAGUGAACCUCAUUCAUCUCAAACAAUUCUGACCACUGGUAAAAUAGAGAAGAUCACAACUAAAACUUCAAGUUCUUAUCAAAAUGAACUUCCUGCAAGUACGGCAGGACCAACUGAAUUAUUGACCAGUAUCCAUGAGACUUCGGAACAAGUUCACGACAAAAUAAGAACCAGAAAAACUUCAAUACAAACUUCAUCAAUCAAAAACGAUGUCACGAGCGAUGAAAAAAGUGUAUCUGAAACCUUAGCAAAAGUAAAGACUAGUGAAAACGAAGCAUUAGUAACAAAAUCAGUAAGCUUAAGUGAGGAACGUGACCUGAAAAUAUCAAGUAAGGCACUCACCACAAAAAUGGAAGCCGAUUUGCAUACGAGUGGUAGUAAGGCUGCAUCUAAAUCAUUAUCACUAAGAUCUACGAUUUUAGCGCGGCAACCUAGUGAAACAGAAAGAACAACAGAGAAGAGCACGAAAUUAAGGAAGGAAAGUACCCAACAAACAAGCGAAAACAGGAUAAAAUGGACACGAAAAGAGGAACCAUCCGUAACAAAAGGCGAACAAGAAUCUACAACCAGUAGAAAAAGAACUGCUACACCAGUAAAUUUAGAAGAUGAUACAUCGACGUUGAAGCUGACAAUUACCAAAGACACAAGAAAAGAGACAACUAGGAGUGAACUAAGCAAACAAGAAAUGACGUUUUCACUAGCGCGAGAAACUUCUGCAGAUAUUACAAAAAAAAUAACUGAGGGAACAACAAAAAAAGACACAGCCAAAAAAUACGAAAAAACAACAUUAAAAUUAGAAACUUCUGGAGAAGCAACAAAGUACAGACUUAAGAGGACAACAAGACCAGAAACUUCUCAUCAGUUAACAAAGACGACAGGUGGAGAAACAGAAAAAAAUGGCUUCGACAAAACGACAGUAAAAAUAACCGUUUCUGAAGCUAAAGAGACAGUGAGUACUGAAGAUGUACAAAAAGAUGUCACUGAAAAAGCCACAUAUGAUAUGAUUACUAACCAAAUUACAACAGUUUCUGCAGGGAAUUUGAAAAAAGAAACCGAAGCAGCAACAGACGAAAAAUUAUCAAAAGAUGAUGAAAAACCAACGGUAAAAUGGAGAACUUCUGAGACUGUACAAAAAAAAGAAUUUAAAAAAACAGCUGAAAAAGAUUUCUUGACAAGUUUUACGACAACAGAAGCACAGUUAAAAGAAACACUCGGAGAAACCACAAACUCUUUUAGCACAGGACCGGCAGCGACAAAAAAAGGAGAGCUUCAGGUUGAAAGUGAAACCACAUAUAUAAAAAGAGUUUCUACUACCACAAUCUUUGAACCAGAAACCGUGGGUAAAAAUUAUUCAGUAGAAACAUUUGUUCCGACACAACAGCCUUACGACAGAUUUACGACCCUACCAGCUGCUAUUGUUUCAGCGGAUAAACAUUUUAGCAACAAGACUGUCUCCGCAACCAAAUCUUUGAUUACAAAAGCUCCAGUUUCCUCCUCGAGUUCUGAAGAGUUGCAGCAAGUUGUAAUUAAGUAUGUAUAA
Molecule: messenger RNA, 2406 nt
Organism: Enterobius vermicularis (human pinworm)
Lineage: Eukaryota; Metazoa; Nematoda; Chromadorea; Rhabditida; Oxyuridae
Source: the annotation of a GenBank genome assembly